GAUAUCCCUUAUAAAAAGGCCCCACACCCUCUGCUUGUCCUCACUUCUCCGCUGCGCAUCAGGUCUGUGGGACAAAAUCCCUGCAAAAUGAAGGAAGACAUCAGAUGGUCCAAAAUGAUGUCCCCAAGUUUUGGAAGUCAUCAAAUACUUAACUGGUCUCAGAAGGAGAUCGAGAGACAUGAAGGAACUGGUGGAGACGAUUGAGGUGCACUUGUGUUGCUUGACUCAACUGCGUGACCUAAGAGAUCUUCUUCUUCAUUGGAUCUGUUGAUGAUCUUCUUAGAUCUGCUUACAAAAACGAGGUCUGUCUGGCAGAACAAAAGGCAAAGUGAAGAAACGAGGUCUGUCUGGCAGAACAAAAGGCAAAGUGAAGACAUGUAGACCUCCCUUGACUUGUCUGACCUUGCGUCUUCAGCCUUGCACUGAGCAAGAAGACGUUACCAGUCAUGUGCACAAGAUGUCUUACACUUGGUUAUGAUCGUUCAUGUUGGAAGCCAGUUUGAAAGGCGAAGAUGAGACUGAUCCUAAGGAAAUGUCUGGAUCGCUCAGAAUGACCUUGGAAAUGUGAAUGACACCACUUGGCCCUGAGGAGAGAGCCUCACCUCCACAUCGCCUUGGUUAGCUACUAAAGAAAAUGCUGCUGCUUUCUGGAUGGGAACCUUGAGACUACAGAUGACGCACAAAUGUCAAGAACUUGUUAAUGUGUUUGUUUGUGUGGUAAUAAUAAUAAUAAUAAUAAUAAUAAAAAAAUAAAACUAAGUGACGUGUUGCUCCUUGUUUUGAAAAUAUUACACCCACAAAUAUAAAUCAGUUGAGUCAGAUUGUAGUCAUGGCCAUAUAAAGUUGAUAUUGAGAAAUUAGCACAUGCUGCGUUUCAAAACAAUCACACCUGCACCCAAUGAUAGUACGGACUGACCCGGUACAGAAAAUAAACAGGGUUUGGCCCACUACAUCAUAGCUGUAGUGACGGUGCCAAAGCCGGAAAUGAGUACGUCAUUUCCGCGAUGUCCUAGAAAGUGACUUGUUUUCUCCUCCCGGGUGUCCCUUAUGGGCGGCUACGGAGCUAAAUAUGCAUGUCUGAAAUGAGGGAAAGGAAGAGCAUAAUGGACCCAUGUGUAAAAUUGACUUACGUCAACUAGAGCAUAGGUUAAACGUCGCCGGAGGACUGAUGUGACCCUCCGCUCCGACGACGGGCGGAGCUAAGUUGUUGCCCCCCCCCCCCUCCCCCGCGCUGCACACAACACGAUAACAAGCGCUCCCUCUUUCGCUACCAUCUGUAGCAUAGCAGGGAGGAAGGAGGGAUAUCCCACACAGUGCAGGCCGACCAGGUUCACAUAAAUGGGAGAGGAGACGCGGUGUUCAGUCUCGUUUUGACCGCCUCUCCGUCGCCUCGUCACCGAUGUUCGUGCGCUGGUUUCUGCCUCUGCUCUGGGCUCUGUCCGCACAGGCAGACUUCUUCCACUUCGACAGCAUUUCCAAUGCGUCCACUUACUAUUUUAAUUACAUUUAUUGCAAUAUAUGGGAGGGGGAGUGUCAGCCCAACCAAGACGAUGCUACACAACAAGUUCCUACCAGGGACCUCUGGGCAGGAUUUCCUCAGGACUACAUCAGCCUGCUGCAUCAGUGGUACUGUAGCCUGGGCCAGUGCUGCGAGUCUGGAGACUGCAGGAUAACCAACAACAUCACAGGUCUGUCAAGGGACCUUCAGACGAAGCUCCACGGGCAGCACCUGGUCCAGUCUGUGGUCCUGAAAGCCAUCCAGGGUUUUAUUAACAACCCAGAGUCCAACAAGCCACUGACGCUCUCCUUCCACGGCUGGUCCGGCACUGGCAAGAACUUUGUGGCCCGGAUCAUCUCCGAUAACCUGUACCGGGACGGGGUAAAGAGCGAGUGUGUCCGUCUGUUCAUCGCCCCGUUCCACUUCCCGCACGCUAGACUGGUGGACACGUACAAGGGCCAGCUGAGAGAGGCAAUCCGGGACAUGGUGUUACGAUGCCCUCAGACUCUGUUCAUCUUCGACGAGGCUGAGAAGCUCCAUCCAGGCCUCAUUGACGCCAUCAAGCCCUACAUGGAUCACUAUGACAAUGUAGAUGGAGUCAAUUACCGCAGAGCCAUCUUCCUCUUCCUCAGUAAUAUUGGUGGAACAACGAUCAACGAUGUAGCGCUGGACUUCUGGCACUCUGGUCAGAAUCGAGAGGACAUCGGUAUGGAAGAUCUGGAGCAUCGGCUACGAGCUGAAACUAUGGAGUCUCAAGGCGGGUUUGCCCAGAGUGAGCUGAUGUCCGGCCACCUCAUUGACUUCUUUGUGCCCUUCCUGCCUCUGGAGUACCGCCAUGUCAAGCUGUGUGCACGGGACGCCUAUGCGGCACGAGGUCUGGAGACAGACGAAGCUACGCUGGAUGAGGUGGCCAAGGCGAUGCUGUACGUACCCAAGGAGGAAAGACUAUUCUCAGCCCAGGGAUGCAAGUCCAUACCCCAGCGCAUCAACUUCUUUCUCCCUUAAAAGGAGACACAGACAGAGAGAGAGAGAGACCUGGAGGAGGUGUGAGAUUACGUUACCAGCCCAUCUGCAUACAGAGCCACAGAGGGGCCUGUGUCCUCUCCUCUGCUCUACCUACUAUCCCCCCUCACAGAUACAACACGUGUCUGUCCAGGUCCCUCAGAGAAGGCCAGACAGCAGGGCAGAUCCAGUAUUAGAGGGGACAGCAGUGUGAUCCACCUUGCAGACAUCAGUGGUCUUGCAGGAAAAACAUGUACAUGCCAGAUGGUCAUCCUGUGCAGCGCGGCUACUCGUCUUCACCUGCCUGGUUUGAAUCCUUACAGUGUCACAAUGAAGAAUGGAAGAAAAAAACAGUGCAAAUGGUUGUGCAGUGUAUGUCAUAGAAGGAUACCGAUAUACAUUUUUGUCAUGUCACACUAUUUACGUCUGUUUACCUUCGCCAAAGUCUGAGUUGCACUUUUUUUUUGUCAGUUUAAGGUCAGAAUUCAUGUGUCAGUAUGUCAGCAACUGUGCUUGUAUUAGCACUGAUUAUUUAUUUACAUCAUUAUCGUGUUUGAGCAUCUUACUGUAACAGAUUAUUUGUGUUGAGUUUCUGCAUAAAUGCGGUUCUCUGAGCCUUUGACACUUGCUUGUAAUAAAUAUUACGGCAUGGCGGUGUGAACAGUAUGGAGUGUGUAACAGCUAACCUAAGGGACUGACUAUAAUGCAAAUGUUACUUGAAAUCGUUACCCGAAAACAUGUGAAGGUCCACGUGUCAAAAGCAAUGAAUCUAUUUGAAAAUCAGCUAUUUUGUGUAAAUUUUGUGUAAUAUUUUUUGAUGUCAGUAAUUUUAAGAGUUCAUAAAAACCUGCUAAAUGCCUGAGUGAUAUUAUCAUCAUCACCAUCAUCAUUUCUUAAUAUGUCUUAAUAUAUGUUAAUUGGAAGGAAUGAAAGGUUUUUAAAUGUUUUUUUUUAUUCACUGACUUGCUUUUCCUCUCUCAACCACACAUUCACUCUCACGAACACUCACGGGUCUGUGCUGGUCUGCUUAGUGAUUUUGCUCUCUAAAGCUCUGAAUGUCACCUCAAAAAGUGAACAUGGAAAAACAAUAUGUUAGGAAUGGUUCUAAGAAAAUAAAACAAUAAACCAACA
This is a messenger RNA of Thunnus maccoyii (southern bluefin tuna), 3631 nucleotides long. It is a transcript of the gene tor3a, whose product is annotated as torsin family 3, member A. Gene Ontology annotation, cellular component: endoplasmic reticulum lumen; nuclear envelope. Gene Ontology annotation, molecular function: ATP hydrolysis activity; ATP binding. The coding region runs from base 1400 to 2503 and encodes 367 amino acids. The record is from RefSeq and is a predicted model, not a curated record. The transcript has 19 exons. NCBI's taxonomy places the organism in Eukaryota, Metazoa, Chordata, Actinopteri, Scombriformes, Scombridae.